CCGCCCGGGGCCUGUGUGGGGAAGGAGCCGCGCGGCCGGGGCCGGGGCCUGGGCCUGGGCCUGGGCAGGGGGAGCGGCGGCGGCGCCUGACACCGCCCGGCGGCGCCAUGUCGGCCCCCCCGAGGAGCUACAACCCCUUCGCCGAGGAGGAUGAGGAGGUUGCGGAGGAGGAGGCGGGCGGCGCCGAGCGGCAGCGCUACCUGCAGCGGGAGGUCCUGCGGCGCUCCGCCGCCACCGCCGACAGCACCGCCCGCUCCCUGUCGCUCCUCUACGAGUCGGAGCGGAUCGGCGUGGCCGCCUCCGAGGAGCUUGUACGUCAAGGAGAGUCACUGAAGCGCACAGAACAGAUGGUAGAUAAAAUGGACCAGGACUUGAAGACCAGUCAAAGACACAUAAAUAGCAUUAAGAGUGUUUUUGGGGGCCUGGUUAACUACUUCAAACCCAAACCUCCAGAGAGCAAGCCAGAGCAGAAUGGCACUCCUGAAUAUUAUGCUAACAGUAGAUUAAAAGAAGCAAUGAUGUCUAGUAAAGAACAAGAGUCAAAAUACCAGGAAACUCAUCCGAAUUUAAGGCGGCUAGAUAAUUCAGACAGUGAUUUCAGCAACAUAGAUUUAGUUACUUCAGUGCAACGGGAUGCCUAUCCAAAGAAUCAACAUCUGCGAGCUUACCACCAGAAAAUUGAUAACAACUUAGAUGAGAUGUCUUCUGGGUUGAGUCGUCUGAAAAACCUAGCUCUUGGUCUGCAGACAGAAAUAGAGGAGCAAGAUGAUAUGCUGGAUCGGCUAACCAAAAAAGUAGAGACACUGGAUGUCAAUAUUAAAAGCACUGAUAAAAAAAUCCGACAACUUUAAAGAGCUUAUAGAAAUUUUUGUCCAGCAUUAGUUCUUCUUGGAUGUCUUAUCUCAACAGAUCUCUUAAAAAAAAAUCUUGGACAAUAUCUAUUAAUUUUUUUCUGGUAUGUUAUUGAUUUUGUUGCCAUUAAAAUUGCAUAACCUUAAGUGCAGCAUAAUACCUAAGUUUCUUUAUAAUGUACAUAGGAAAAGCGCACACUGAGUAAAAUCUCUCAGCACUCUAUUAAUUCUUUUGUGCUGGAUACCUUUCUCAAUUGCAUUACUGUGUGUUGUGUGCGUGAAGAAUUCGGAGUCUACAAAGCUUCAGUGUCCUUGGCCUGAAAGCUGUGAUGAGAAAAGUAACUACAUUUUGCCUCUGUUUUGGGGAGGGGUCAGGGGGAACAGAAUGUACUUCUUUGUUCAGAGCAAAUGUUGCUAAUUCUGUUUACCUACAGCUAUUUAAAAUUCUGAAAAAAUGCCGAUUUCCAGCUGUAAAAAUAAUUGUGACUGUCCUCUGGCAUUUCUGGGGCUUAAGGAACAAACUGUUCUAUGGAAGUUGUAAAUUGUUAACUAUCAAGGGUGUCAUGCAGGAAUGAUAAAAUCCUCUGCUUUUUCCCUUUCCAAAGACAACUUUUCCCAAGAGGUGGAUGAACAGUGGUGGUUAUGACUGAGUCAGUGAAUGCCAUCACCUUUAUGCUGUUAUCAGUAAAGAUCUACAGGGGUAUAUUAUGGUUUACACAAAAUCUUGAUUGACUGACAGAAACCCAAAAGGUUUGGGUAAUAUAUUGUCAUCAUCUGAUUUUUUUUUUUCUGCCCUUUCUCAGCUUAUUCAGGUAGGUGGUUAUUUGAAAGUAGUUUCCAUUUUAGAAAAGAAGAAUUGGUCUAAUACUGUGUGAACAGAUCAUAGAUCAUUCCUUAACUUAACAUUUAGUUCAAAUAAAAGUGAUUAGGGAGCGAGUAGAUGCUGUGUCUUCCUUGAUAAUGUGACUGGUUUUAAGACGCACAACUAUGAUUCGCAUACUCCUACAUUGGCUUAGCAGGUAUAAAAAGCUUCUGCAGAUUAAGAAAGGUUUAAAAAGUUUGAGUCUUCCAGAUAAAUGUUGAGCCUUCCAAUUUGUUUUAUUCUUUAUUACAGUAAGUAUCACUGUAGAAUAAAAUAAUUACAGCUCUACUCCAACCUGAAGACAUGACAGGGAGAACUAGAUGUCUGUCUUGAAAACAAAUAAGCUAUUUCAGUUUGGAGAAGGCCCCUGUCAGCAUUGCAACACUUAAAUAUCACAAAUGACAAUGAGUGACUAAGACGACGUCAUUUCUUUGAGCUGGUACCACAUUAUGUUAUGAAUUAAAUUAAAACCCUGAUGUUCAGGACUGUCAAGCUUGCAUCUUUCAUGAAUAUCACAUUCACAGUUUCUCCUUUCUUUUGUAAAAAGAAUUGUUACCUUGAGCUGACUUGCUAUAAAGUGUACCUAGUUUGUUAAGGAAGCAUAGGAAAACUGAAGCCUUUCUUGUUUUACAGUGUCUCCUGAGAGUUCACUUGUAGAAAAAUAAAUCAC
Molecule: messenger RNA, 2383 nt
Organism: Cygnus olor (mute swan)
Lineage: Eukaryota; Metazoa; Chordata; Aves; Anseriformes; Anatidae
Gene: SNAP29
Product: synaptosome associated protein 29
Exons: 5
Coding region: 108-851 (247 amino acids)
Biological process (GO): synaptic vesicle fusion to presynaptic active zone membrane; synaptic vesicle priming; exocytosis
Cellular component (GO): SNARE complex; plasma membrane
Molecular function (GO): SNAP receptor activity; syntaxin binding
Source: RefSeq, a predicted model, not a curated record